Messenger RNA from Gadus morhua (Atlantic cod), 3467 nucleotides. RefSeq names its product transmembrane protein 115 (gene tmem115). The record is from RefSeq and is a predicted model, not a curated record. Gene Ontology annotation, biological process: retrograde vesicle-mediated transport, Golgi to endoplasmic reticulum. The transcript has 3 exons. Bases 829 to 1995 code for a protein of 388 amino acids. Gene Ontology annotation, cellular component: membrane; Golgi apparatus. Lineage: Eukaryota; Metazoa; Chordata; Actinopteri; Gadiformes; Gadidae.
GACGGGGUUUGGCCACCUGAUUGUUGAUGACGGUGGCAGAUAGCGCAAUUGAGUUUGUGUUCAGCGGCGUGCGAUUUCUCAAACAGUGCCACAGGAGAAGAUAUGAACAAUUUUGGAUUCCCGCGAUCGCCUAUAAAAAAAACAAGAAUCUCGACAACGUAAACGCGAUCUGUUGACGAGAUACCAAUUCGUCGUAUGAUGACUGUAAGGAUUUCCCGAGACGCUGAUACAUUGUUUUGAAGGCCUGUUGCUAGCUUCUGGAAACCCUCGGGCUCCGCCGGUGGACUUCGGGCCGAGAUAACGCCACAGGAUUACUUGAGUAUCGGUCAUUUACUUUGGUCGAUGAUCAGUGGCGUUAUAAACUAAAAAGCCAAAGCAACACUGAACCCAUUCUACCACUGCAUGUCAGCGGGCUCCUGUGUUGACAGCUACCAGAAGCUAGCUAGCUAGCUGUCAGCGCUAGCCAGACACUGUCCACUGGGAGUUGGUGGAUUUGUUUAGCUUUGAAUGUCCGGGUUUGCCUUUUAAGUCUAGACCUGUGAUUAAUUCUCACUUUAGUGAACUUGUAGCUAGUAGCACCAGACAGCUGUCAACUUAGCGUUGAGUUAUGCUCAAUAGCUCAUCUCUUUAGAAUGCCAAACCCUGGCUAAACUGGAGAGAGACAAAGUAAGAUCAUCUACAAGACCGUGAGGCUAAUGAAGUCCAAAAGGGGAAAUUUUACUUUGAUGCCGUCAUUAGCACCACGUCAUAGUGUUUCACCUCUGACAUACAAAAGACUACUCCUCUGCUUUUUCUGAAACAAGCUCCGAUCAACCCAACACACACACAAUGAAUCGCUACCUGCCCGUAGCGCGACAACACUUCCUGGGCGCCUUGGCCAGCACCAGCGUGGUGGUGAAAUCCAUCAGUGCGGUGGUGCUCCUCCUCUACCUGCUGUCAUGGGCUGUGGACACCCCGUACGCCCUUGGCGUGACCCCGGGAUACCUCUUCCCUCCUAACUUCUGGGUCUGGACCCUUGCGACCCACGGGGUUGUGGAGGUGCACAUAUGGGGCGUGGCGGCCAGCAUAGGCACCGUCAUGGCCUGCGGGCGCCUGCUGGAGCCACUGUGGGGCGCGCUGGAGCUCCUGAUCUUCUUCGCCGUGGUCAAUGUCUCGGCCGGCGUGCUGGCCGGACUCUCGUACCUCCUCACCUACGUGGCGACCUUUGACCUGGGCUUCCUGUUUGCGGUGCGCGUCCACGGGGCAGCGGCCUUCCUGGGAGGGGUGCUGGUGGCACUGAAGCAGACGAUGGGCGACACCACCGUUCUCCGGGUGCCACAGGUGAGGCUGAAGGCGGCCCCGGCCCUGGCCCUCCUCCUGCUGGCCAUGCUGCGUCUCUCGGGGCUGCUGGAGGACGCCGCGCCGCUGGCCGCCUACGGCUACGGCGCCCUGUCGGGCUGGGUCUACCUGCGCUUCUACCAGCGCCACAGCCGCGGCCGGGGGGACAUGUCAGACCACUUUGCCUUCGCCAGCUUCUUCCCCGAGGUGCUGCAGCCGGCGGUGGGGCUGCUGGCCGGCCUGGUGCACGCCAUGCUGGUCAAGGCCCGGGUGUGCCGCAAGAUGGUGAAGCGCUACGACGUGGGCGCGCCCUCCUCCAUCACCAUCAGCCUGCCGGGCACGGACCCCCAGGACGCCGAGAGGAGACGACAGCUGGCGCUGAAGGCCCUGAACGAGCGUCUGAAGCGCGUGGAGGACCAGUCCGCCUGGCCCAGCAUGGACGACGAGGAGGACGAGGAGGACGACGAGGUCCGCACGGACACCCAGCCGCUCCUGGGCGGCGGAGGUCGGGAGCCCUCCUCCGCCGCCACCAAGCCGGGGCUAGGGGGAGGAGGAGGAGCCGGCGGGAGCCUGUCCUCCUCCUCCUCCACCUCCCUCGCGGGGGCGGCGUCCCAGGCCGGCGUCCAGCACCCAGAGUCCAGCAUCAUUAGCUUCGAGGACGCACACUCAAGAUCUUAACCGUACACACACACACACACAAACACACACACAACGGCGCCCUCGAACGGGCUCGCUAGAGCUUUUGAAGAGGAUAUUUAUACGAUUUGACGACAGACGAUGACUGAACACUAGUAACCACCUAUUGGAAACACGCCCCUGUCUGUGACUCGUUCACCUGCACGCGGGGGGGUCACACACGCAAGCACAUGCAUACAUGCACACACACUAGCGCAGACCCGAGUGCUCCUACCUAACCGCUAUGGCUAUGGAUGCCAUCCCAGUGAGCUUGAGACACUGUUUACUUGUGUGUGGCGACUCGGAUGGGCGGGGGAGGGUCGAUGUGUUUUCCGGCUCACCGUCCUGUAUGCUAUCACAGACCCUUCUGCAAUCUCCCAGUCCCUGCGUACGGCCCCGAACCAACCAGAAGACGUAUGCAAGAUCUCUUCUUUCUCUCCAAUUUUUUCAAAUAAAUGACUAAAUGGUUAGACAGCAUUUAUUUUUUUCAUUGAGUUUUUUCCCCCCCAGUGCCAGCCAAUAAGAGACUCUGAAUUUCAGAUUCCCCAGCUGUAAACAAAACAUGUGUUUUAAUAACCAGCUCUCGUCCUCGCUAACUGAGUCAUGCAGCUGCAGUAAGGCAUUUGGGUUUGGUUUGCGAAAGUGUGGACGGCGUGCUACGUUUAGAGAAAACAAUCCUUAAAUUAAACGGAUCAGGCAUCCGAUGUGAACCAGAAGCCUGGAGACACAAAACCAGGCAUCGGACUACUACAGGCCAGCAGCUUGCGUGUAUUGGCUGUGGUCUGUUGUCUGGGUCUUACCCAAAGAUUUCGAGUGGUGGAAAAGAAACUCUGGACUGGAUCCCAUCCGCCAGGACUGGAUUGAUCCCUGCUUUUUUUGUCGAUCAACGGUUAAGCGUCUGCCUAAAUAUCUCACUAUCUCCAUUUUGUUUUAGGUGAUCUUUCAACACUUCUUUUUUCUUCUCACUCUAAAGCUUAAUAUAAAAUAUGUAACACACAAAGCAACUUUCUGUUCACCGCAGGUGUACAGACCGAUGUGCACCAAUGAUCUUAUUGAAAUAUUAUUUUCCCAGGACUGAUUGAUACUGUAUUGUUUUCGUUUUUUUCGUCCCCGUUUCUGUCCGUGCUCGACUGUAUUUCCCACUAGUGAUAAGAUGCACGGUCUCUUCAUGAUGACAGUGAAGAAAGCCCACAGCUCCUGUGAGCUCUGGGGAAAACCAAUUCAUCUUUAGACUGACGGAAUCACUUGUUUUGUGUUUCUUUUGAAGGAAAUGUAGAAGCACAGAUUCCACCGAGCGCAGCCUGUGCAGUGUGUAGCACAUCCACUACUAUAAUUCAGAUGUUCAACCCACAGAAAUAAUCCGAUGUGGUUUUGUGUUCAUGUGUACACAAAUAUAAUACUGUUCUGGGUGUUUUUUAUUUUGUAAAUUCCUGGUGCGAAAAUAAAUAUGUGCAAAGAUGUCGCUCCUACACCUC